Molecule: messenger RNA, 984 nt
Organism: Wyeomyia smithii (pitcher-plant mosquito)
Lineage: Eukaryota; Metazoa; Arthropoda; Insecta; Diptera; Culicidae
Product: trypsin eta-like
Exons: 2
Coding region: 325-855 (176 amino acids)
Biological process (GO): proteolysis
Molecular function (GO): serine-type endopeptidase activity
Source: RefSeq, a predicted model, not a curated record
UAAUUUUUUAGCGGCUGUUUCAUUUUUACAGAUUAACAUCAAACAUUUUUUUAAGUCAAUUAAAAAAACUAAAACUGUUCGCUAGAAUUAAUACAUUUUCUGCAAAACUUAUACAGUACACAAUCUGAGCGGUGAUUCGACGCGAUAAACGAAAUCUCAUCAUUGGUGGCGGUCAGAUAUCGAUAUCGGAAGCACCACACCAGGCAGCAUUAUUGGUCAAUGGAGUGUUUACUUGCGGUGGUUCCAUUAUCGGUUCCAAGUGGAUACUGACUGCCGCCCACUGUGCUACCGAUGAUUUGAAGACAAACGCACAGCGGUGGCGGAAUGGUGCGGAAAAUUGCAAACGUUUUUGUCCAUCUGAACUUUCUACCGAAUGUAGGACUGAACGAUAUCGCACUGCUCUUGCUGGAUGAACCGUUGUACUUCGAUGGUACAAGUGCGUCAUGUGCUGCUAUUCCCGCCCAAGGUGAAAGAUUACCAUUCGGUAGCGUAGGUAAAGUAUCCGGUUGGGGUCAAACAACGGAAAGGGCUGGUUCAGGGUCAACCAUGCUCAGGACAACCUAUUUGACGGUUCAAUCAUUCGAUCAAUGUCAGGAAGUUUACCAGGGAAGGCACAAUUUGGAUGAUGAAGCACAAUACUGCAUUGGAAACAACGAGAUUCAUACGGGAUCGUGCCAGAGGGACUCGGGUGGUCCAUUCGUAGUGGACAAUACUGUUUACGGUGUAGUGUCGUGGGCUGAAAUCUGUGCCGAUUCCAAACAUCCGACCGUAUAUACGGACGUUGGCGCUUACGCGAAAUGGAUUCAUCGUACUGUGAAAUCUUUGCACGAAAAGCUAGAUUGUAAUGUUAUGUAAUCAAAAGGUAUAUGAAACAAUUUUUAAUUGCACAGAAAUAGAAUCAAUAAGUCAUCUCAAUUGGAUCUGAAGUACGAUGCUCCAUCACAAGUCAUCGUAUGUUCCAAGCGCAAAAACAAAUUAUUUAUU